Molecule: messenger RNA, 834 nt
Organism: Eimeria mitis
Lineage: Eukaryota; Apicomplexa; Conoidasida; Eucoccidiorida; Eimeriidae
Exons: 5
Coding region: 1-834 (277 amino acids)
Source: RefSeq, a predicted model, not a curated record
AUGCUGCUGCUGCUGCUGCUGCAGCUGCAGCAGCCGCUGCAGCUGCAGCGGGAACUGCAGCAGCAGCAGCAGCAGCAGCAGCAGCAGCAGCAGCAGUCCUGUCCCUCCAGGCUGCGCUCUAGCGCGGCGUUGUGCUGCAGUGCUGCAGCAGCAGCAGCAGCAGCAGUCACUGCAGCAGCAGCAGAGUGGAAUCAAGAUAUUUUGUUUAUUCAGCAGCAACAGCAGCAGCAGCAGCAGCAACAGCAGCAGCAGCAGCAGCAGCAGCAGGCCACCAACUCCACUCGACAACCAGACAGACCACGACGCAGCAGCAGCAACAGCAGCAGCAACAGCAGCAGCAACAGCAGCAACCCAGUGCAGCAGCAACAGCCACUGCACUGUGCUGAUAGCAAUGGCAGACGAUCACCAGGAAGAGACCCUGCAGCAGCAGCAGCAACACAAACAAGCCCGCUAGAUGACCUUGAACACCACGCGCAGCAGCAGCAACAAAGUUUGCUGCAGCAGCAGCAGCAGGAGCAGCAGCAGCUGGAGCCUCAUGAAUGUAUGAAGCAGCAGCAGACAGAGCAGCAGCAGCAGCAGCCACAAGAGCAGCAGCAGCAGCAGCAAGAUCAUCAGCAGCAGCAGCGCGAACAGCAGCACCGCGAAACUGAAAAACAACUAGCCGAAGAGCAGCUGCUGCUGUGCAGCAGCAGCAACAGCAGCAGCAGCAGCAGCAACAGCAGCAGCAGCAGCAGCAGCAGGCCACCAACUCCACUCGACAACCAGACAGACCACGACCGCAGCAGCAGCAGCAGCAGCAGCAGCACAAUAAAUUCCCAUUGCUGCGUUUACUGA